Molecule: messenger RNA, 1791 nt
Organism: Drosophila hydei
Lineage: Eukaryota; Metazoa; Arthropoda; Insecta; Diptera; Drosophilidae
Gene: bwa
Product: alkaline ceramidase
Exons: 5
Coding region: 520-1404 (294 amino acids)
Biological process (GO): ceramide metabolic process
Cellular component (GO): membrane
Molecular function (GO): hydrolase activity, acting on carbon-nitrogen (but not peptide) bonds, in linear amides
Source: RefSeq, a predicted model, not a curated record
UUUUCAGAUAUUUCGAGUACAAGCAUAACAUAACAUUAACAGUAAACAAAGCGUACGCCAACGCGAAAGACGUGUUAGCUCCGCGCAGUUGCAAAAAGAAUUGAAUUUUUACGUCGACUUUGUAAUAACUACGCACAUUUGCAAAUUCAACAAAAAUAGCGCACAAUGACAAAACGUAUAGUUGAUAUGCAAUGCAGUUAUCCUUUGACAACAUACAAAUGAAGCAAAAAUACUUAUAUAAGGGCACAGAAGUUGCACGCAACAACACAUGAAAUAAAGCGAACAACAUGCAAGACGCUGAAACCCCAAAAUAAAUGAACAAAGGCACGCGAAAAUAACUGCAUCUAUGCAAUUGCUGGGCUAUUAUGCAAACAAUUGCUUCAAAUUCGAAAAUACAUAACUAAAGUGCCUUCAAAAUACAACUAGAAAAAAAAAGAAAUAAACUGAACUAAACGAAGCGAUUAACGUCACAAAAGUCAAGUGUUUUAGUUAAUAUUAUUAACUUUUAUUGAAAUCAACAUGGACACGGGCAGCGUUAUGGACAUUUAUGCCAUUUAUUUGUUUCGACCCGGAAGUUCGCCCGUUGAUUGGUGCGAGGGCAAUUAUUUAAUAUCGUCAAAUAUUGCAGAGUUCGUCAACACGUUCAGCAACUUUCUGUUUAUUCUACUGCCGCCUGUGCUGAUAAUGCUGUUUAAGGAAUAUGGAAAGUUUGUAACACCCGGAAUACAUUUGCUGUGGGUGCUACUGAUUGUUGUGGGUUUGAGCUCGAUGUAUUUCCACGCAACGCUGAGUCUGUUGGGACAGCUGCUCGACGAACUGGCCAUACUGUGGGUGUUUAUAGCCGGCUUCUCGCUCUUCUAUCCCAAGCGCUACUAUCCAAAGUUCGUGAAGAACGAUCGGAAAGCCUUCAGUUGGCUCAUGCUGGUAUCGGCCAUUGUCGCGACUGCUUUGUGCUGGUGGAAGCCCAUUGUGAACGCCUUUGUGCUGAUGCUUAUGGGCGUGCCGACCAUGAUAAUGCUCUACAGUGAGCUACAGCGAGUUCGGGAUCAGCGCGUUUAUCGUCUCGGCUUGAGGGCAACAACUGUGUGGGCCGUAGCCGUCUUUUGUUGGGUCAACGAUAGAAUGUUCUGCGAGGCUUGGUCCUCGAUCAAUUUUCCGUAUCUGCACGGCUUUUGGCAUAUAUUCAUAUUCAUAGCUGCCUAUACUGUGUUGGUGCUGUUCGCCUAUUUCUAUGUCGAAUCGGAGCUGCCGCAGCGUCAGCCUUUGCUCAAGUAUUGGCCAAAGAAUGACUUCGAGUUUGGUAUACCCUUUAUAUCGAUCCGAAAUCCAGAUUCGAAAGAUUGGCACAUCUAUUGCAGCCUAUACGUACAGGAGUACGACAAUGAUCUAAAGGCUUUGCGCUAAGAGUUUUCAUUCUAUUUAGAUCAUUCCAGCGUGAAUCAUAAGAAACAUUACAAAUAAAUGAGGAGAACGAAGAGUUUACAGAUUUCAGAUGAAGAAUACCAAACUAAUGUUUGUUAAGCAUCCAAAUGUGUUACGGAUUAACAUAUGUUAAUGGCAUGUUCAAUAUUAAUAUAUGUUAAGUCGCAUCAACUGUUAACGCGGAACAUAUGUACAUGUUCUGUUAAAUAUUAACAGCUUUUGGGGAUGAACAUCUGUUAACGUUGUCGUGUUAAAUAUUAACAUAUGUUAAGUUCUAGAACAUGUUAACGCUGAACAUAUAUGCUCUGUUAAUUAUUACCAGAUAUUAGAAAUGAAUAUAUGUUAAUAACAUGUUAAGUACGAACUGCA